This is a messenger RNA of Ostrinia furnacalis (Asian corn borer), 3086 nucleotides long. It is a transcript of the gene Ced-12, whose product is annotated as engulfment and cell motility Ced-12. Gene Ontology annotation, cellular component: plasma membrane. The record is from RefSeq and is a predicted model, not a curated record. The transcript has a single exon. Gene Ontology annotation, biological process: cell motility; actin filament organization. NCBI's taxonomy places the organism in Eukaryota, Metazoa, Arthropoda, Insecta, Lepidoptera, Crambidae. The coding region runs from base 90 to 2318 and encodes 742 amino acids.
AAAUCAAUCGGAUUCCGUCAGAUUCCGUCAUAAUUUUGAGGUGUGGUGGAAGUUGUUGUGAUUUACAUUUUUUAACAAAUGGUGGAUAAAUGUCUACAAAGCCAAUAAAAAUGCCGUCGGCAACCAAAGAGAAAGAUUCGACCAUUUUGAAAAUUGCUGUGGAAAUGCUAAAUGCGCCCGACAAGGUGCCACAGCUGAUAGAGUUCGAUCAAAGUCAGCCCUUGUCGAGUAUCAUACAGCUCCUGUGCAAGCCGUGGGGUCUCCUUGACCCCGACAACUACGCGCUGCAGUUCUCCGAAAGCAAUAACCAAAACUAUAUAACAGAGAAAAACCGCAACGAGAUUAAAAAUGGGUCUGUGUUGCGACUGGAGCAGUCCCCAGCGAAAACAGUGCAGGACAUCUUGGCUAAAAUCAACAAAGGAUCCGAAGCAGAGCAAACCGCUGCGCUGACCAAGUUAUCAACUCUAAGCAGCGAUUUAACAUUCGCACUAGAAUUCAUUAACAAAAAAGGUCUCUCUUUGAUCAUAAAUAACAUCGAAACUGGCAGAUUCAAAGGCAAUUGCCUCAAGUACGCUCUCGUGACGUUUGUUGAACUUAUGGACCAUGGCAUUAUUUCGUGGGAUAUUUUGGAAAAUCAGUUCAUCAAUAAAGUGGCCAGUUUCAUCAGCAAUCAGACAAGCACACAAGACCCAAAAGUAAUCCAGUCAUGCCUCUCCAUACUUGAAAACAUUGUACUCAAUAGUUCAGGGAAAAACCAACAUGUUGAACAGGAAAUUACUAUGCCCAGUUUAGUUUCACAUUUGCAAAACCCGUAUCAGGACAGUAUCAUACAACAGAAUGCUAUUGCCCUUAUUAACGCCAUAUUCUCCAAAGCAGACCAUACCAAAAAGAAAGCCAUUGCAGCAACAUUAGCAUCUAAGCAAGUUCGGAAUGUAAUUUAUGAAAAUCUUAUUGGUGCAAGUGAAUUCUCAAAGAAUGCUUCCAAAGAGGCACUUGGUACAGAGUUAGCACACCAACUUUAUGUGCUCCAAACACUCAUGCUUGGCUUGUUGGAGCCCAAAAUGAGACAACGAGCAGACUCCCAGGAGCAAGAGUCCCAAGAAAAAAUCAAAGAAUUGAGGAAAAUUGCCUUUGAAAAUGACAACAAUUUCAACAUUGAGGUAACCACAAGACGUCAAUUGGGAAGCUUUUCAAAGGACUUCAAAAAACUUGGAUUUAAAUGUGAAAUUGAUCCAAUAAAAGAUUUCAAUGAAGUCCCACCUGGGGUGCUAGCAUUGGAUUGUAUGCUUUAUUUUGCUAGGAAUUAUCCUGAGGAUUAUACAAAGAUUGUUCUAGAAAACAGCUGCCGUGCGGAUGAGCAUGAGUGUCCGUUUGGCAAGACAAGUGUUGAGUUGAUCAAGCAGUUGUGUGACAUUCUUCACAUUGGGGAGCCUCCCAGUGAACAGGGCCAGACAUACCACCCUCUGUUUUUCACCCAUGACCAUCCUUUUGAAGAGUUAUUCUGCAUCUGUAUUGUAUUGCUCAACAAAACAUGGAAGGAAAUGAGAGCAACAACAGAAGACUUCAUAAAGGUGUCUAGUGUAGUCAGGGAACAGAUAAAUCGGGCACUAUUAUCAGCUCCCAAAGGAAUUGACAAGUUCAGACAAAGGAUAAACCAGCUCACAUACUCAGAGAUCACACAAAUAUGGCAACAGGAACGCAACAACAGGGAAGUGUGGGAGUCUCAUGCAAGGCCUAUUGUGGAAUUGAAAGAGAAAAUAACGCCUGAAAUAAUUGACUUGAUCCAACAGCAGAGACUUGGUGUAUUGGUUGGUGGUACAAGAUUCAAAAAGUACUCCCCAAGAGCACAAAGGAUAAAAGACAAGUUUUGGUUUGUCCGUUUAUCACCUAACCACAAAGUUUUACAUUAUGGUGACUGUGACGAAAAAAGUACACCCAGUUUAGAGGAGUUGGGCAGCAAGUUGCCAGUUGCAGAAAUAAAGUGUGUUGUUGUAGGCAAAGACUGUCCCCAUAUGAAAGACUUGAAAGGGAGAAAGAUAAACCUGCAUUUAGCUUUUUCUUUGAUUCUUAAGUCAGCAGAAGUACCUUCCUUGGACUUUGUGGCACCAGAUGAACAGAUAUUUGAUUACUGGACGGAUGGGAUAAAUGCUUUGCUAAAAGAGAAAAUGUCCAGCAAAUCAUUUGAAUGUGACUUGGAGACUUUGUUGUCUAUGGAUAUUAAAGUUAGGCUGCUUGAUGCUGAAGGUAUAGAUAUUCCCCAAGACCCUCCUCAGAUACCUGAGGAGCCAGAUGACUAUGAUUUCCAUUAUGAUGUAUAACUAGUUUAGGACCUGGGAGUUUGGGAAUAAAUAAUUUUAAUACUUUGAUACUUCUCAGUAAAAUUGGCUCUAGUUUGAGAUAUUUAUAAUAGAUUAUCUGACUGAUAUAAUAUUUUUGGUGAAAACUGUUAAGAUCUUCCAUAAACCUAGAGGUUAGAUCCUUUUCCUGACAGGAAUUUUAAAAACCUCUCUCCACAAAAUUUGAUUAUAAGUUAUUUGUAACUUUUAUGUAUCAUUUUAUUAGAUUAUUCAAAUGAGAUUAGAUUGUAAAAUAUUUACAAUGUGUUUAAACCUUGAUUUUUAAUAGCUAUGCUUAUAGCUAGCAACUAUGACGAAUAUUAGGAUGUCCAUUCCAUAAUUGGCACCACUAUCUUUGCAUCGCCGAAGCAUUUCCGUUCUUUGUCAUUCGGCGAAUGCGUAACUUAUACGACGCCUACAUAGCGACAUUCAUUUAUAAUGACUUAGUUAAUUAAUAUUUUUCAAUAUAUGUAAUCAUGAUAUUUUCUCUUCCAUGGAUGUAAUAAUCAUUUCAAAAAGACUUUUAAUUGUAUAAGAUUAAAGCACAAAGUAUUUUAAGUUUAAUUAUUAAGAUUAUUACUAUAAAUAAAUAUGUAUAAUUUAAAGGCAACACAUAUUUUAUCAAUUUAAUAUUGUAUUCUGAAUUUCCAAUUACACUUUGUAUUGACUGACUUUUAUCAACUUCCAUUAAGUAGUUUUCAUAAGUAUUGUGGCCAUAUUCCAAUAUUAUAUUCUAUUUUAUAUACCAAA